Trichophyton benhamiae CBS 112371 is the source of this 912-nucleotide messenger RNA. RefSeq names its product small subunit of nuclear cap-binding protein complex. The coding region runs from base 1 to 912 and encodes 303 amino acids. The record is from RefSeq and is a predicted model, not a curated record. Gene Ontology annotation, molecular function: RNA binding. The transcript is spliced from 4 exons. Lineage: Eukaryota; Fungi; Ascomycota; Eurotiomycetes; Onygenales; Arthrodermataceae.
AUGGCUAGCACUGCAGAAGAGGUUCCCGCGGAGCCUAUAGACAACCAGGAGAAAGCUGGAGAUGAUGAAGAAGAAAUCGCAGCGAUGCGAGAGAGACUGACAAAGAUGGAGUCGGAAGCGGCCAAGCUGCAUGAGAUGCAAGCUUCCCUGGACCAGCAGACGGAGAACCUACGAGAGGACAAGGAGGACAUCGACGCGAGGAGUAUCUUCGUCGGCAACGUCGACUACGCGGCCUCGCCGGAGGAGAUACAGGCACACUUCCAGAGCUGCGGGUCGAUAAACAGGGUCACAAUAUUACUGGAUAAAUUCACUGGCCAUCCCAAGGGUGCUGAACGAGAGUCUCUUCCGUGGGAGGAAUAUAAAGGUGUGUGUUAUUACUCAUGGAGACAAAAGAGUGCGGAUGCUAAUAAACCGAGUCAGGUUGUCCCGAAACGCACGAAUCUGCCGGGCAUGACUCGUGGACGGGGCCGUGGACGAGGCCGCGGAGGGUUCGGCCGUGGCAUGCCCCGGGGAGGAUACCGAGGAGGCGGCUACCGUGGCCGUGGGAGAGGAUACGCUCCCCUUCACUUUGCACUCUUCUUCUUCCGCGUUCUCUUCUCCUUUGCUCCCUUCCUCCUAUUCUCCCGCUCUUUCUCCCCUGACCUUAUGCCUUGCCAUCCUCUCUGUGUCCUGACUACAGGCCUUCCAUCACAGUCAACCUGUCCACCACCGCCUCUUCCUCCCUCCCGCUCUGCCUACUCCCACUUCUGCUACUCCACCACCCCUUCUAUCCUCCGCGUUGAUGCUCUUUUUCCCCUCUGCUUUUCCACCGUCUUUCAUCGACUUGUUUUUCCUCGUUUUUUAUAUCACAAAAAACAAGCUACGUCACAUGUUCACGCUAGUCCUUAUCGGGAAAUCCUUCUUGUUCUUUAA